AUGGAGCAGCUAUCAGAAUCAAACCGCCGCGAUUCAGCUGACGCGACUACUUCGUCAUCAUCCAUUGCCGUAGAUGGUCACGGCGGCGGUGGUGGAGAAGCUAUGGCUCGAGGCUUAUCAGCGAUGCUAGAGUCCGUCAUAAAGGACUUCGACUCCAAAGCCCUUAAUACGCUCAAUAGCCAAGACCAACUCUCCGGUUCGCUCGAUCGCUUAGUCCAAGAGCUUGAUCAAUUGCUGGAAAACGCUCCAUUGCCGUUCAUAGUCCAACACGCAUCGAGGAUAUCCAGUGUCAAACAAAGAGUUUCGUCGCUGAAUCUGGUGCUUAAGUCUAUACAACGCCGUAUCGAUAGCAUCGAUCAGAUGCUCUCAGCCAACAUCACACAAGGUUAA
This is a messenger RNA of Thlaspi arvense, 390 nucleotides long. The record is from the annotation of a GenBank genome assembly. Lineage: Eukaryota; Viridiplantae; Streptophyta; Magnoliopsida; Brassicales; Brassicaceae.